Messenger RNA from Helicoverpa zea (corn earworm), 3916 nucleotides. RefSeq names its product protein preli-like (gene prel). The transcript has 6 exons. Gene Ontology annotation, molecular function: phosphatidic acid transfer activity. NCBI's taxonomy places the organism in Eukaryota, Metazoa, Arthropoda, Insecta, Lepidoptera, Noctuidae. Bases 300 to 911 code for a protein of 203 amino acids. Gene Ontology annotation, biological process: phospholipid transport. The record is from RefSeq and is a predicted model, not a curated record. Gene Ontology annotation, cellular component: mitochondrial intermembrane space.
AAUGGGCUCUCGAAUAAUCUGUCAAUAGUUAUCAAAAUUUUAUCAAAACGGGCCUGAAAAUAUGAAUGAUAACAUGUGUUUCGCGACUGUUUCACAUAACUUACGGUCAAAAUAAGUAACGUUGACCGUGUCGGUGGACGUGCAAAGAUCCUUUUAGGAAUCUUAAUUGUAAGAAAUUGGGAUUAUUACCCAUGGUCCUCCGGCUUAUAGAAAUAACGAGCAUGGUGUUAUGCUGAUAUUUUUCAGUACAUUGUUUACAAUCAUUCCAGUAAGAAAAUAGAAAAAAAGUGAAAAAAAAAAUGGCAAGAUAUUUUGAAAAUACAUCAACAUUCAACUUCAGUUGGGAUCAAGUUGCUCGAGGAUAUUGGAAGAGAUACCCUAACCCACAGAGUACCCAUGUCCUGUCCGAGGACACAUGGAGCCGGGAAGUGAAGGACGGAUGCCUGUACACAAAACGGGUCCUCACUAAGACGAACAGAGUGCCUAAAUGGGGAGAAAGAUUUUUUAACGCAAAAUCAGUGAAGAUUAUUGAGGAAAGCAUCGUGGAUCCAGAGAAGAAAAUAUUCGUCACCUACACCAGGAACUUAGGAUAUACCAAAGUUAUGAGCGUGGUAGAACGCGUAGAGUACCGCUCCGCUGGCCCGGGACAGACGGUCGCGUGCCGCUCCGCGUGGAUCGACUCGCAAGUGUUCGGAUUCUCGCGGGCUAUCCGAGCGUUCGGCGUCGAUAGGUUUAAGAAGAACUGUAAUCAGAUGGUGAGCGGUUUCAACCACGUUCUCCACAGCAUGUUCCCCCGCCAAGUGCCAUCACAGCACACGAUGACACACACCCUUAAAGAGAUGCGCGAGGCAGCCGCGGCCGCCACCGACCGCGCCAAGGCCAACGUGCUGUCCAGUGUCAACCGGACAUAACCAGACGCUGACUGACCUAGGACUUAAGUGGAGCAAACCACCACGGAUUAGUGUUAAAAUGGAGUGCUUAGAUAGUAGUGCAGUGUUUGUCUUACCAGUCUUGCAAAGGAGUAUUGGGUGGUCCAAGUAACUCCUUGUAAAACACUGGAAGCCGACCCCAAUAUAGUUGGGAAAAGGCUAAGUUAGAAAUUAUUGCUUUUUUGUUGUAUGAAAGAGAUGUUGUUUAGGUCAAAUAAAAGUAUGCAUUAUAAAUAUUUAUGCGUACCGAUUGGACUUGCUCUGUGGCUAAUGAAACUUUACUGAUUCAAAAAGGUAUUAUGAUAUCGGGUGUAUAAUUAGUUGUUGAUGCACAGUUUAUUUGCACUGUUGCACUAAGUUACUAUGUUGCACAGUUUAGUAGCACUGUUGCACUCAUUCCAAUGAUUAUAUCAGUUUCAAUGUCACGUUCAAAAAUGCAAUAUUUUCUUCUCAUGAGCACUCCAUGUUUUAAUAGUCUGUGGCAGAGUGAUGUGUUAUAAAGGAAAGUACAAUAAGAUUCCCAUUGUGAAGGACUGCUGUAGAAGUUAGUAGUCUACCAAGUGAAGAUUGUUUUAUGAUGAAAAGGUUCUAAUCUACAUGUCUAUAUAAAUAAGCACCAACUUGUUGAGAAUAAGACUUUCAAUGGACUCCCUUUCCGAUAAGUGUCUCGAACAAUUUUUAUGCACCUAAAUCAUAGACUAACAAUUUGUCAUGCAAACUUUUUUUUGCAAGUAACCAUAGACUUUUGAAUUGACCUCUUUAUUAUCAAAAUAAUUAUUUUUAUCGAAAGUGAGUCCAUACAGUUUAUUUCAAAUGCACAACAACUGUAUUAAUUUUGAAUUCCACUGCCAUUUUCUUCAUUUACGUGCACACGACGCUACCGUAACUUCGCCACAUUCCAACCGUGUGGUAUAUUGUUAUAUAUGAGUAUAUUUAUGUAAGAACAUGCUUCUGGCAUCGCGGAUAGAGAAAGGUCUAUACAAUCUAUGUAUUAUAUAUAUUCUUUGAAAAAAUACAUGUGAUGACAGGAGUUUUUGAGUACGUUUUUAAAUUAAUGUUGCCAGUAAAAUCGCCAUAGUGAAAAUAAGCCGUAUAUAAUAAGCCAAGUGAAAUACUGGCGAAUCUGGUAUUAGACAGAUUUCAGUUCUCAAAGUUGAAUAUAAAAAUAUUUUAUGGUAUAUCAACAUUUAUUUAGUGAACUAGUUACUUUCUUACGCCCAUAUUAGGCCUUUCUCUUGAGGCGAUGCAUUUUGACUGAAUUCUUUGAUAUAUGAUUUGGAAAGUGUAAAGUUAGCGAUUUUGCGAGCUACGUCUAUUUUUCAAAAGGGGAUUUUAAGAUUAUUUAUAAAAUAUCGUCCGUAUAGGCAGUUAUUUGCUGGAUAGAGGUCGCGUGAACGAUAUAAAGCAAAGAUAAUUGCUUUAAUUAUGUUAUUUUCAGUAUUUAAGAUUAAAUUAUUUAUCUAUUCAAAUAUAAUAAAGAGGAAGCAUUAUUCGUUUUAGAGGCUCCGAAACUACUGAUCCUAUUUGAAAAGUUCUUUCACUGUUGGAAAGCUACACUAACCUUGAGUAACAGGCGAUAUUUUAUCGAGAAAACAGCCAAAGCUGAACGAGGUUUGCGCCUGUUAAAAAUUAAAUUUACAAAUAGGCACAUGGGCACUGGGCAUAAUAAUAAUGAACUUUAUUUCCUCUAUAUAAGGUAGGAAAUUGCGUGAAAGUAGAGCUAAUGCACGAAUAAAAUUUAGCCAUAAUUAGCUCGAAGUAGGAGUGCCUGAUAACGUAUAAAAAUGGUAUUUAAGUGGAUUUACAAUUUCGUAAAGAAAUUAUCCACUAAGUAAAUGGGUCAGACUAAAGUGAAAUAUUUUCCCCGUCUUUUAAGUUGCGGUUUUUUUUUUAAAUACAUAAAGGCAGCUCCAUCUCGCUAACUAGCAAAAAGGUUUGAUUAAUAUGUAAACAUUUAUUUAUUAUUGUUUCCUCUAUUGAUUGAAAUUCAAAAGUUAUUUAUUAAUACUAUACCUUCCAUCUGCUUUCUGAAAAUGUGGUGUACUUGGAAGAUUAAAAAAUAUAUCUUUAUAGAUACAUGUACAUCCUUAAUAUUAUGAACGCAGAUACAAGAAUAUGAAUGUUAUUAGAAAGAGAUUUCAUCUUUUCUCUAUAUUGUCUAUUUACUACCAGAUAAUUCCAAAUGGUUUAUUAUAUCUGUACAUACUAAAUCUUAUUAAAUGUAUGUAGAAACGCAUAACACAAUUUUAUUAGUGUCUAUUACGAUGCGGAGUAUUAUCUGAUGUAAUUAACCAUAUUUUAAUGUGACUAGAAAAAAUAUAUCUUAAAUUACAAUAAAACCUUGCCAUAAAAUAAAAAUCAUAAAAAGGAAAAAUGUCGAUGUUUAAAAUUUAAGAAAUAUAUUUUUAUUAUACUCAAACAAUACGAUUUAGUCUAGUCUCUUUGGGAAAUCAUAGUUUACUUUAUGUCUCUGCCUAUUGCAUUUAGGUGUCUAGUAACUACUAAUAAUUUUAACUAUGAUAAAUUAUUAAUUGUUAACCACAUUCAAGCUCUUAUAUUCUUCGUGAAUGUAUUUUCAAAUAAAAAUUGCAAAUGUUAAAAAGCAAGUUGAUUAUAAACUCAGAACUGUCUAUGAAAUAAUUGUUACUUAUUCAAAUUAUAACGUAAUCAACUUCAUAAAUAAUAAUUCAUUAUUUAAAAUGUCUAAUAAGGUAAGGUAAAUUUAUGGUAAAGUUCAAUUCAGUAUAAAGUAUAAGUGGUAUAAGUUAGUAUCGAAAGAUUUACUAUGGUACCAGAGGAAUUGUAAUACGUAAAGUGGUCUAUUAUGGAAGGUUAAAACGUUAUUAACUUGACGUCUAAGCUAUUGUAGGAUAUUCAAAACACAUGUUAUCAUAACACAAAAUUUGGCAACGUUCGAGCAGAUCCAUAGUAUAAAAUUAGUAUUAGUUACCAUAAUCAAUGAUAAGAUAAUAAAUGAGUCUAUUUAA